GGUUCUCAGGCCCGCGCGCAUCCGUUUUGAGGGUGCCGCAUUGCAAAUUUUAUUGCAUUUUCAAUAAAAUAAAAAGUUAAUAAUGCGGAGACCUAUCCGGAAAAAAAAAGUUCCCGCUUUCGGUUUUUUCAUUCAUCGAAACUCCUCGUGUAUAUGGUUUUACUUUCGCUUAUGAUGCGCAGCUUCCGGUGUACUCUUAAUCAUUAAGUCGCUUAUUUUCGUAUGGUGUAAAAACUUUAUGAUCCAAACGUCACGAUGAUAUAGACGAUACUAGUGAAAAUGUGGUCGAUGGAAAUUUUUGACUUAUAACGAAUCAAUAUGUCUGCUGUUUCGAUUUGUAUUCGCCAUGGAGCCCUUUUAAUUCUACCGUGGACUAUCAUCGAGGGUUUUUCCGAUGGAUGUUCUUUGUUAGACAUCUACGAGGGCGUGAAAUCGAUGAAAUUCGAUUUAGGAAGUUGGACCUUCCCAGAAAAAUUACUGGGUGCCUCCGUUUCUGUGUCAGUUGGUAAAAACAAGAACGAUUUGGACGCUGCAAUUAUAACCAACAAAGUAGCAUCAACCAUUCCAAUUUUUGGCCAUUACAUAAGAUACUCGCUUUCGGAAACAAAACCUGCUGACGAUUUAGCACUUUCUGCUGAAGAGAACAGAAAUACAGAAUAUCAGAAAGAGGAAAGACCCACACGAAAUAUCAACGAUGUUUUAGUUUCAAAUGCUCGUAAACUGCAGCUACCAGAACCAUUUUCUGAAGAUGCGAAAAUAACAAACAACAAGAGAGUAGUCUACAACAAGAUAUUAUACUUGCUAGGAAAUGCAGGUUUGGGGUUUACACCAAUGACAUUGAAUGAAGGUAAAGAUUUUAUCAAUGCCUUAACAAAUUGCAUCUGGGCGAUAGAUCCAUUUAUUGACACUCUUAGGGAGCGUUGUUUUGCUAUGCCAAUUUUGUUUGAAAAUCUUUUGGGUUACAAUGUUCCUGAAAACCACAAACAUAAGAAAAGUGAAUUGAGUCAAUCAACUCUGCUUUCCUUAGCAGGCCAUUUGGAUGCAUGUUUAGAGAAACCUUGGAUUUCUAAAGUAAUGUGGGCACCUAUCAAAGUUGCUACUCAAACAUUAUCAGAUAGCAUGCACAAGUAUAUUGAUUAUUUGAAGAAGAAAGCAGAACAAGUGAAUCAGAACAGACAACUUAUGUUUCCUGUGAGAAGCAUGGAUGAAACUAAGAGUGUAACUGUCAUACGACCUAGCUAUGUUGUUAAGCCUGGGGCCGCGUCUCGUUAUAGAGCUCUUGUAAACUCUGUUCAAAAGCUAGAAAUAUACAAGCCAAUCUGUUUGGAUGAAUACACACCACAGAACACAAGAGAACGACAAUAUUUUUUAGACAAUAUGAAGCAUGGAUUACCUUACAAAUGUGUUCAUUUGAAAUUUAGUGCAGGCAAUAACCUUGGAUCACACAAUUUUCUGUGGAAAAUUCCAGGUGGUGUUUCAGAAACAGAUAGUGAUGUUAUGCAAAAGAACUCUGACGUCAUACAAAACUUGAGCAAAGACCUUCCAGAAUAUCACACUCGUGCGAUGAGAAGAGCAUUUAUGAGUAAGGCCUCUUUACUGUGCAGUUUGAAGACAAGUGAUGCAAGAUACAUUUACAAGUCUUUAGCAGGGGAUUGCAGUUUGGCAGAAAAUGAAACAGAAAAAGCAGUAGACUUAAGAGUGCAACAGGCUUUUGAAAUGGAAGAUCCGGAUAUAAUUACAGAUCUUAGACACCAUAACACAGGGCAACCUUCCAGAUAUGAAACUUUUUUUAACCAUGCUAAGCAGUACAUAGAAAAUGUUGUAGAAACUGCAGUUGAUGAACGCAGACAUGACCAGUUCACACAUAUGGCCCAAGCUAUGUCCGUUCCAGAUCUCCUACAUCAAGUUAAGGAAAUUUGCCCAGAAAAUACUCCUAUUCCAUCCGAACAAUGGCUGCGCUUACAGUUUGCUCCAAAAAACCCUUCAGCUGUUACCUCACUGCAGUUCACUGGAAAUCUAAAAGUGAAAUUUCAAGUCCAAAGUCGACAGCUUCGAAAGUCGCAUAUUGAUCUCCAUUAUGCAUCAGCGACAUUUAGGUACCUGAAAGAGUUUGCAGUCAAGUUUAGAGACUUUUGUGUUCUUGUGGCUAUGGAUGAUAAACACCACUGCAAAGUUGGAGAACCAGGACACCCAGUGGCAGCAGUGGAGAGGGGAAAGAGAGUUGUUGUUGGUGCAGAUCAAGUCUUUGCUGUCUCCGAUCAUGAUUUCACCAAAUUCAGUAUUGUGCCAAGUGUAACAAUGUUGAUAGAUAUACCAGAAUCUGUGAAUGAAGGGUCCUUCUAUAGAGGCCAAGUUUAUGUUGGUGUGAAGGAUUUAGCGUUGGAACCUUCCAGUCCCUUGCGUCAUAUUACAGAGCUGAAGGACAUUUUGACCAAUGAAGAACUGACAAAGCCAAUAUUGUGUCUUUAUACAGAUGGUGGUCCAGAUCACAGACUUACCUAUCUUUCUGUCCAACUGUCCAUCAUUUGCUUAUUUCUUAGUGGAAAUUAUGACAUGAUUGUAGCAGCUAGGACACCACCAAUGGCAUCUUGGAAAAACCCACCAGAACGUGUUAUGUCCAUAUUAAAUUUAGCACUUCAAGCUGUUGGUUUAAUGAGGAAAGAAACCUCAGCAGAAACUGAGCAGAAACUGAAAUCAGCCAGUGGACUUCAGCAGCUUAGGGACAUUGCAAAAAAUCCAAAAUUCCGUGAUGACAUGGUUGACUCGAUUGAACCAGUAAAGGUACUUCUGUCUCAGCUUUUCAAGCGACUCUACCUAAAAGAGAAACAAUUCAAGUUGUUCACUGCUUCUUCAGAAGAAGAAAUGGAAGACCUUUGGGGAGAAUUGAGCAAGUUUGGAAACCUACCUGUCGGAAAAAAGCAAAUUGAGUUGAAGCAAAGUUUGAAGGAUUGCCCAAAACUUGCAGAGUUUAUUGAUCACUGCUGUGUAUCCAAGACUUACUUCUUUACUGUGAAGAAAUGUGGUUCUAGUGACUGUCAGAUAUGUUUGGCCCCAAGAUUGCCUAUUGAUAUUUUUAGCCAGUUAUACAACUUUCCUGAUCCAGUGCCAGGAGAAGAAGGACACUACAAGGAGUUCAGUGAGGUUUUUGGAACCAAUACUACAGAUGAACACUGUCCUUCUUUAUCAACAAAACGAGCACAAUCAAUUGCAAGCAGUCAUGGAAUUCCAUUCAGUCCAUCUGCUCAGACUGCUAAAACAGUGAAACAAACAGUAACUUGCAUAGAUUGCCAGAAACCCAGAGUCAUAUAUAGUGCUACUAAACUUGGUGCCCAGGAAAGUGCCUUGCUUACCAAAAUCAUUGGACUUUAUCAGUUUUCAUGCGGGUCCGAACUUCAGGAAUUAAAACCUGAGAACCCCGACAAAGCACAUCGUAUUUGUGCUCUCUUAGACAAAGUUUACGUGCGAUCAAAUUUGGGCUGUGUAGCGCCAAUUGAGACCCCUUACUACAGCUCUGGUGCAUUUCCCCCAAUAUGUUUUCACUGUGGGACACAAGACCCAGACACAGAAGAAGGACAAUACCCAAUGUGUCCUGAAUGUGUUGCUUCGCAACGACAGCCUCCGUUAAAGCGGAAGAAUAUUCAAAAAUUGAGAUCAAAGAAGCAAAAAACAAAAUAAUAAAAACCAGUUCACAUAUAAAAGAGUUGAUGUUUUUUAUUUGACUUAAAUAUUAAACAGCAUUGUUGUAUUUUGAAAGAUGGACUGUAUUUUCUGAAUGUUCAUUGGUUUUUGUUUAUCUGUUAAAAUAUUUAAUAGAUAUCCUUUAUUAAAUAACUAAACAGCAACUUGAAAAAAAAAAUUCUUGUUUUUCAAAUUUUACGUUGUUAAUUUCUUUCUCAAAUAAAAAAAAGCCUCCCUCGUCUGUUUUUUUGCCAAUAAAAAAGAAAAAAAAAAGCCUCCCUCCCUCAUCUAUUUUUGCAAAAUUUGGCCUGAGAACCAGAGAAUUA
Molecule: messenger RNA, 4004 nt
Organism: Magallana angulata
Lineage: Eukaryota; Metazoa; Mollusca; Bivalvia; Ostreida; Ostreidae
Exons: 4
Coding region: 319-3675 (1118 amino acids)
Source: RefSeq, a predicted model, not a curated record